Sitophilus oryzae (rice weevil) is the source of this 1897-nucleotide messenger RNA. RefSeq names its product peptidyl-alpha-hydroxyglycine alpha-amidating lyase 2-like. The transcript has 7 exons. Gene Ontology annotation, cellular component: membrane; extracellular region. Lineage: Eukaryota; Metazoa; Arthropoda; Insecta; Coleoptera; Curculionidae. Gene Ontology annotation, molecular function: catalytic activity; metal ion transmembrane transporter activity; protein binding. Gene Ontology annotation, biological process: peptide metabolic process; transmembrane transport; metal ion transport. The record is from RefSeq and is a predicted model, not a curated record. Bases 1 to 1329 code for a protein of 442 amino acids.
AUGGAUCUGGUAUCCACGAAAGUCCUUGUGGCUAUAAUCUUCGGAAUCUUUCGAUUCUUCUUCGGCAUGCUGCCUGUCAAACUUGACACCUGUCUAAGACGAUGGGAGGAAGGCAGUACCGACAAGAAGACAUUCAUCAAUGCCAAAAGACACCAACAAGUGACCUGUGCUGUGGCAAUGACGCAAUCGUUUGGUGGAGGAGUGAUGUUUGCAACUUGCUUUUUGCACAUGAUGAGAACACUAUUUGUUUCGGUGGAAGAACUGAAGAAAAUUAAGGGAAUUACGAACGAGUAUCCGAUAUCACAGCUGAUGAUCUCUUUGGGCUUCUUCUCUAUAUAUUUUUUGGAGGAGUUUAGCCACUGGAUGAUCAACUCGAAUAAAUCUUGCACGAAAAGUGCUCUGGAUAAGUCGUUAAUGUUCGGUUAUAUACGCGCUAUGAGAAAUUUUCUCCACAGGCCCUGUGGCGCAACGGAUAACGCGUCUGACUACGGAUCAGAAGAUUCCAGUUUUAGUUCAUACAAUCAAACGCAUCACUACCAGCAAAUCCAUCUUGGACCUAUCAAAGAUCACACAGUGCUGACUUUGGAUAUCCAGACCGGUAAAGUUUUGGGAAAAUGGGGUGCUGACUUGUUCUACAUGCCUCACGGAUUGACAAUUGACAGGCAUGACAACCUGUGGAUCACGGAUGUGGCCUUACAUCAAGCUUAUAAGUUUAAACCUGGUGAGCUGGAACCGACUCUGACCUUCGGCGAGAGAUUUACACCAGGAUCCGACUCUAAACAUUUGUGCAAACCUACAUCAAUCGCGGUAGCAACUACAGGGGAAAUAUUCAUUGCUGACGGGUACUGCAACAGCAGGAUACUGAAAUACAAUGCUGCAGGAGGGUUACUGAGGGUUAUACCAAACCCACCAGAGUUUCUUUCAUUGCAAAUACCUCAUUCUCUGGCACUGAUCGAGUCCAUAGAUAGGUUAUGUAUAGCUGAUAGGGAGAAUAUGAGGGUUGUAUGCCCCAGGGCAGGACUCUACAGCGCACAGGGCAAGAAGGAGCCUGCCCUGACCAUUCAACAGCCCGAUAUGGGAAGGGUGUUUGCUGUUGCUGCAAAAGGAAAACUGAUUUAUGCAGUAAAUGGUCCCACUAACCGGAUGUUACCUAUCCAGGGGUUAACUAUAGACCCCGAAACAGAGUCUGUGAUAGAUCAUUGGCAACCUGAAGAGGGUUUCACCAAUCCUCAUGACAUCGCCGUGUGUGCAAAUGGUUCUGCACUGUACGUAGCAGAAAUAGGACCCAACAAAAUUUGGAAAUUUGAGUUGGUACCUCCAAAGAAAUAAAUUAAAAAACCUUUUAAAAAUAAUUUAUUUUAAUUUAAAUUUUAUUUUUUUUUUCAUUCAAAAAAAUUGCGUUAAAAAUUUUUAUUUUAUAUUUAUUUCGUAAAAAUUUAGACAAAGAUUUAGACAUAUAAAUAUAUCAACUAGUGCAUAAUAUACAAAAUAAAUUCUUGUUUAAAAAAAUGGCAUAGUUAAGGUAAAAUAUUAUUUUUUUUUAUUUUUGGAAUUUUAUAAACAGAAAAAAAAGCCUUCUUGGUAAAAUAUCAUUAUAAGCUAUAAAAAACAUGUGUAUGUUGUAGUACGUGCUAGUACUUAUACUUAAAACAGUAUUGUCAUUUUUGUAUAUUUUUUCAAAGUACCUAUAUGUAUGUAGAAAAAUAAUAAAGACAAAUUAGGAUUAUUACUAUUAUCACCGUAGUAAAUAAAUAAAGUUUAUCCAUAUAUUGUACAUUAGAAAAAAUAGAUAAUAAAAAAUAUGAUUUUUUGUUAUACUAGGAAUAUUGUGUUAUAUUUGAAUUUAUAUUUGACAUUGACAAGGUUUAAAAAAAAACGAAUAGACAAUAAAAUUGAA